AUGGUGAUAGGGUUAGCAUUUACCACGAAGGCAGCGCUCACGAUGGGAGUCGUUGUGGGCGGCACGAUCGCUGUGGUUUCCAACAUGGAUAAGAUUCUAGAGCUUCUGGCUGAGUUUUUGCAGAAGGGGGCAGAUUUCUGCAACGAACAGAUAGAGAAGAACAAGAUUCAGAUGGCGUCGCAAAUGGAGGAUGGCGAGUUGGACUUUGACCAGGAGAGAGAGGUGGCUGGAGAAGGCACGUCUACCGGGUUUCGAAGAGAAGGCUCCGUUGCAUCGGAAAGUGUACAUGAGACUGAUGGUGAGACCGAUAGUGCUCGCGAGACAGAGAGCGAAACCGAAGGUAUUUUGACUGACGGCUGGGACGAUAGUGACAUGGACGGGUGGCAGCUGGCACACUUGUCGGAGUCGGAGUUUUCGGAAAGCUACGACGAGAUUGACUCGGAGCCGGUCUCCAGAGCGACCUCCGGCAUUUCCAGUGUAUCUUCGUACGGACGCAUGUCCUCGAUGUCUGUGGACUAG
Messenger RNA from Candidozyma duobushaemuli, 519 nucleotides. RefSeq lists its product as uncharacterized. The coding region runs from base 1 to 519 and encodes 172 amino acids. The transcript has a single exon. The record is from RefSeq and is a predicted model, not a curated record. Lineage: Eukaryota; Fungi; Ascomycota; Pichiomycetes; Serinales; Metschnikowiaceae.